CCAAAGGAAACUCACUCAUAAAAAGAAUAUCACUCUUUACAACCCUAAUUUCCUUGAAUGGCGGAUGUUGCUACCGAAAUUGCGAAGAAGAUGGAGGAAAAGGCGGAGCCGUCAGUGACCGUGGCACCAACUAAAACGGUGGAGGCUGCAACGGCGGAAGAAGCUGAGACCAAGGUGAUGGUGGCACCUCCUAAAGCGGUCGAGGCUACAAACAAAUCGGUGGAAGAUGAGGUGAAGCCAACGGAGACGUCUAGCUUGGUGGGGAAGCUUGAGACAGACGUGGAGAUCAAAGCUUCUGCUGGGCAGUUCCAUCACAUGUUCACCGGGAAACCACACCAUGUUUCCAAAGCAUCUCCAGGCAACAUUCAGGGCUGUGAUCUGCACGAAGGCGAUUGGGGCAAACCCGGCUCCAUCAUCUUGUGGAAUUACGUUCAUGAUGGAGAGGCAAAGGUUGCAAAGGAGAGGAUCGAGGCGGUGGAGCCGGAGAAGAACCUGAUCACGUUUAGAGUUAUUGAAGGUGAUCUGAUGAAAGAGUACAAAAGUUUCUUGCUCACAAUCCAGGUGACCCCUAAGCACGGUGGGGCAGGGAGUAUUGUUCACUGGCACCUUGAGUAUGAGAAGAUUAGCGACGAGGUUGCUCAUCCCGAGACUCUCCUCCAGUUCUGUGUCGAAGUCUCCAAAGAGAUCGACGAACAUCUCUUGGCCGAGGAAUAAAGGAAUGUGUGUGUGUGUCUGUUUUUAAUAAAGAAUGUGUGAUGUGCCUUUCUUUCUGUAUUUUAAUUAAACGCAAUAAGGGAUUAAGGAGCCAAGUACGAGUUUGUGAGAGAUAUAAAUGAUGAGUGUGCCAUGAUUAUGUGUGUAUAAUAAGAUCAAUUUACGUUUCAAGUUGUAUCUUUGAGAAGCGACGUGUACUAGCUAUGACGCUACUAUAUAAUAAGACUGUGUGUAAUUUGUAUUAAUAAUAUCUGUUUGGAUUUA
Messenger RNA from Brassica rapa (field mustard), 978 nucleotides. Its product is annotated as MLP-like protein 31. Gene Ontology annotation, biological process: defense response. The record is from RefSeq and is a predicted model, not a curated record. NCBI's taxonomy places the organism in Eukaryota, Viridiplantae, Streptophyta, Magnoliopsida, Brassicales, Brassicaceae.